GCUCUCUUCCAGCUGCUCCUCUCGGGUGCCCCCUCGCCCGGCCCCUGGGCUCCCUGCGCUCCAGAGCGACCGAGUCACCGCCUUCUCAGCAACCUUGACUCUGCCGACACCAUGACAGAUCAGUCGUUUGUGACACUGUCAACAAAUGAUUCCUAUGCCAAAGGAGCCCUGGUGCUCGGCUCCUCCCUGAAACAACACAGAACAACCAAGAGGUUAACUGUACUGAUAACUCCGCAAGUCUCAGAACCUAUGAGGAAAGUUUUAGAGAAGAUUUUCGAUGAAGUCAUCACGGUCGACAUCUUGGACAGCAAGGAUUCAGCUCAUCUAACCUUACUGAAAAGACCUGAACUGGGUGUCACGUUAACCAAACUCCACUGCUGGUCACUAAUUCAGUAUUCAAAAUGUGUGUUCAUGGAUGCAGACACUCUGGUACUGACAAAUAUUGAUGAGCUUUUUGAGAGAGAAGAGCUAUCAGCAGCACCAGACCCAGGGUGGCCAGACUGUUUCAAUUCUGGAGUCUUUGUUUAUCGACCUUCCAUUGAAACAUAUAAUCAGCUGUUGCACAUGGCUUCUGAACAAGGCAGCUUUGAUGGUGGGGACCAGGGUUUGCUGAACACCUUCUUUAGCAGUUGGGCAACAACAGAUAUCAGAAAGCACCUGCCAUUUAUUUAUAACCUAAGCAGCAUUUCUAUAUACUCCUACCUCCCAGCCUUUAAAGCGUUUGGAGCAAAUGCAAAAGUCGUGCAUUUCCUGGGACGAGUCAAACCGUGGAACUAUACCUACGACCCCAGAACGAAAAGCGUCAGGAGCGACGUUCACGACCCCACGGCGGUCAACCCCCAGUUCCUCACCAUGUGGUGGGACAUCUUCACCACCAGCAUUCUGCCUUUGCUCCAGCAGUUUGGAGUUGUUAAAGACACCUUCACAACCCUUAACGCGCUUUCGGGUUUGGCCUAUACUCUGGCUUUCUCUUGUGGCUUCUGUAGAAAGGAGGAAGUCACAGAUGCAAUGUCACAUAUGUCCAUUGGGGACCUCAGCCCUCCACCUCAACCGUUUGUAUCAUCAGAUGAACGCAAAGAGCGGUGGGAGCAAGGCCAGGCUGAUUACAUGGGAGCAGAUUCCUUCGACAAUAUCAAGAGGAAACUGGACACUUAUCUCCAGUAAAAACACCUCCUUUUCCCUGUGCAAACAAACACCGGCUACACAGGACUGGUUCCAGAUAAUUUAGCAUCUAGAAGAGUGUUUAAGUAUGGUCCGUUACAGUUGCUAGUGGCUUUGACUAAAGCUCCUCAUUUGAAGGUUUAUAGUUAUAAAGGUGAAAACUGGACAAAAGUCAAGAAGUAAAAAGCUCAUUUUCUGGUCUAAUAAUUGCAGAGCGACUCCUCACAUGAUCAUUCAGAGAAAAUUUAAGACAUUUUCUAUUUAAUGCCAAUUACCAAUAGAUUUUAUGAGAGGGAAUGAAGCCAUUAAACUAACAGCCUCAGCUCCUCGAGCCUGAAGAGGUGGGCUCUGAUCAGUUCCCCUUUUAUCUUCUUCAUAAAGAUAAAUGGGAAUGGUGCCAAUAUUUGCCUUGAUGUCUUUCUUGUAGUAGAUAUUUCAAGAUCGAUCUGAAACUUUCCUAGUGGUCCCAAUUCUUCAUUUAUGGAAAAGCAAUGUAACACUGUCAAAUUGAGUCACAAAUGUCGUAACUGCUAUCACAAAUGGUGGCAUCCUUUUUAUCUCUAAGAAACUGAAGUUUGUUUUUUUUUUUUUACCAGUUUUCUUUGUACAGUAAGAUAGCAUGCUAGAAGGCAGGUCUAUGUGUUUUGGGGAUGAGAGUGAGUUUUCCGAAUGCUUACCUCCAGUGGCACUAUGUACAAAAAAUAAACACUUAACAGUGAA
This is a messenger RNA of Gracilinanus agilis (Agile Gracile Mouse Opossum), 1881 nucleotides long. It is a transcript of the gene GYG1, whose product is annotated as glycogenin 1. The coding region runs from base 112 to 1164 and encodes 350 amino acids. NCBI's taxonomy places the organism in Eukaryota, Metazoa, Chordata, Mammalia, Didelphimorphia, Didelphidae. Gene Ontology annotation, cellular component: cytoplasm. The record is from RefSeq and is a predicted model, not a curated record. Gene Ontology annotation, molecular function: glycosyltransferase activity. The transcript has 8 exons.